This is a messenger RNA of Aspergillus costaricaensis CBS 115574, 1197 nucleotides long. Its product is annotated as glycoside hydrolase family 16 protein. The annotation marks the transcript as partial. The record is from RefSeq and is a predicted model, not a curated record. The transcript is spliced from 2 exons. NCBI's taxonomy places the organism in Eukaryota, Fungi, Ascomycota, Eurotiomycetes, Eurotiales, Aspergillaceae. Gene Ontology annotation, molecular function: hydrolase activity, hydrolyzing O-glycosyl compounds. Gene Ontology annotation, biological process: glucan catabolic process.
GGGAGGCCCGAGGGCCCCCUAUCUCGGCGUUUGUCUCUACACUCCUCUCUCUCUUAACUAAACUUUCUACGCUCUCUCUCUCUCGCGCGCGUCGCGCCAUAUAUAAAUCCUGUUCACGGCCAUGGCUCGACGAAUUCAGAUACCUCGUCUCUAGACCAACAUUCCUUUGCCUAUUUCUGCUGCAGCUGCUAAGAUUGAGCUGCGGCUCCAUUCCUUAGAUCUCGCAUACUACUACUAACACGUUAUACGCAUUCAUAUAUAAAUAUCUACUUCUUUUCAUUCCUUUUCCACGAUCACCUUUUCUGCAGAGGAAGAAAACAUCAUUCUAGCUGGUCUAUAGUUCAAAAUCCUCCUCUACCUCUCCUUGAAAAGAAAAAUAAAAUAUACUCUUCAGUUCAUCGCGAUGCGACGCACCGCGACUCUUCUUUCGGCCUUAGGCCUCACGGCGCAGCUCAGUUCUGCAGCUUACACUUUACAAGACGAUUACUCGGGCGAUAGCUUCUUCGAUGGCUUCACUUUCUUCACCGGCGCUGACCCUACCAACGGCUUCGUCGACUACGUCGAUGAAGCCACCGCCCAGAGCAAUGGCUAUAUCUCCACCUCUGGCGACGCCCCUGUCUACAUGGGCGUCGACCACACCAAUGUCGCUGGCAGCAGCGGCCGUCAAAGCGUCCGCAUCAGCAGCGAUGCCACCUACAACCAUGGUCUCUUCAUCCUCGACCUUGGACACAUGCCCGGAGGUGUCUGCGGUACCUGGCCUGCCUUCUGGCUCGUCGGCGCCGACUGGCCCAACAACGGCGAAAUCGACAUCAUCGAAGGCGUGAACCAACAAUCCGGCAACGACAUGACCCUGCACACCAGCGACGGGUGCAGCGUCUCCUCUUCCGCAGACUUCACCGGCUCCAUGACCACCAGCAACUGCUACGUCUCCGCCGCAGGCCAAUCCAAUAACGCCGGGUGCGGUAUCACCGACCCCGACGGUACCUCGUACGGAACCGCCUUCAAUGCCAAUAACGGCGGUGUCUUCGCGACAGAAUGGACUUCAGAUGCUAUUAGUAUCUGGUUCUUUGAACGUGGGAGUAUCCCUGAUGAUAUUGAUUCGGGCAACCCGGACCCGGAUUCUUGGGGUUCGCCGGUUGCGAGGUUUCAGGGUGAUUGUGAUAUUGAUGCCCAUUUUGAUAAUUUGCAGAUUGUAUG